This is a messenger RNA of Chenopodium quinoa (quinoa), 2096 nucleotides long. RefSeq names its product probable glycosyltransferase At3g07620. The record is from RefSeq and is a predicted model, not a curated record. The transcript is spliced from 4 exons. The coding region runs from base 47 to 1555 and encodes 502 amino acids. Gene Ontology annotation, molecular function: glycosyltransferase activity. Lineage: Eukaryota; Viridiplantae; Streptophyta; Magnoliopsida; Caryophyllales; Amaranthaceae.
UAGAGCAAUAAAAUGAGAAAGCCCGAGUAAUGCUAGGAAAACUAUAAUGAGUUCAUUUUACACCAAACAUUUACAUAUCUUUAUUUCAAUAUUAGCCAUUUUAUCAUUAGUUGCUAUCAUUUUUCAAUCAAAAAGUUCAAAUUCUUUUUCAAAUUUCUUCUAUUUUGCACCAUCUUCUUGGUUUUGGCCUACAACAAAUACAAAUUCAACUCAAAAUAAUAUUGUUAUCCAUCAUGGAGUUACUUCCUCAUUGUCGUUUGAUUCUUUGGUGCAUUCUCUUGCCGUUAUUCACAAUUCUUCCACUCUAUCAAAAUCCGAGGAGAAAAGGCAAAGAACGAUGAAGAAAUUGCGUGAUGAGAUUGAUAAAGUAUUAAUUGGAAGAAAGAAAGAUGAAAAGGUAGAAAAUAUGGAAGAAGAUCUUACAAGAGCAAGAAUUUUGAUUAAACAAGCUUUUGAAAGUAACACUUCCAAUAUUAUUUCUCUUGAAGAUGAUGAUGUACAACCUCAUGUCAACAUAUACAAGAAUGCUUUCUCCUUUAAAAGGAGCUACUUAUUAAUGGAAAAGAUGUUCAAGAUUUAUAUUUAUGAAGAAGGGGAGCCACCUUUAUUUCAUCAUGGUCCAUGCAAAGGUAUAUACUCAAUGGAAGGCAUCUUCAUGAAUUUGAUAGAGAAGAGCAAUCAAUUUAGGACAAAUGAUCAAGAUGAAGCUCAUGUUUAUUUUCUUCCCUUUAGUGUGGUUAUGAUACUUGAACAUCUUUUUGAUCCAAUUGUACGUGACAAGGCUGUUUUAGAGCGCACAAUUCUUGAUUAUGUGGAUAUCAUAUCACACAAGUACCCUUUUUGGAAUAGGAGUCUUGGAGCCGAUCACUUCAUGCUUUCUUGCCACGAUUGGGGGCCGCGAGCAACAUGGUACCAUCCAAUAUUGUACUUCCAUUCGAUACGAGCAUUAUGCAACGCGAACACAUCAGAGAAUUUCAAUCCAAGAAAAGAUGCAUCAAUCCCAGAAAUCAAUCUAGCAAGUAGUGAAUUUGUUGGCCUAAACCGCGGAACACCCCCUUCAAAUCGUACCAUCCUUGCAUUCUUUGCAGGACGGAUGCAUGGCCAUAUUAGGCCUGCGCUCCUUACUCACUGGAAGGGCAAAGAUGAGGAUUUGCAAGUAUAUGAAGAGCUUCCGAAGGAACUUUCUUAUAAGGAAAUGAUGAAGAGAAGCAAGUUCUGUCUUUGCCCUAGUGGAUUCGAAGUUGCUAGCCCUCGAAUUGUGGAGGCUAUCUAUGCUGAAUGUGUGCCGGUUUUAAUCUCUCAAAGUUAUAUCCUUCCUUUUAGUGAUGUUCUUGAUUGGAGCACAUUUUCGGUCCAUGUUUCAGUUAGUGAAAUUCCAAAUCUGAAGAAAAUAUUGAUGGAUAUACCUUAUGAAAAGUACUUGCAAAUGCUGGAGGGCGUGAGGCAAGUACAACGCCAUUUUGUAAUGAACGAUCCUCCUAAGAGAUUCGAUGUUUUUCAUAUGAUUAUUCACUCGAUUUGGCUUCGAAGAUUGAAUGUACGUAUUCAUAGUUGAUAUACUUCAAGUUAUACUGAUGAUUUUUUGCUCAUAUUUUGCUCCUGUCAUAUUAUCUUGACUUAGUUUUCAAGGUUUGAUGUGUUGACAAUGCUAAAGCAAGAAAAACUACAUAAUUCUAUCUUGAUCAGCUUUGUGGUAAAUAAGGCUUUCAAGGUAUAGGCACAGGCGAAAAUGAAGCUUCAGGUGUCCAUACCCAUGAAAACCAUGUUAUAGUAUCGAGCAUCAAACAUUCACACCCCAAGAGGCCAAGAGGGCAAGAGCUACAUAAUAAAAGCACACCUACAUUUGUCGAAGCACCAUUCGAUUUACCAUGUAUCAUAUAGGGCUCGUAGUAACAGGACAAAGACUCAACUGCGCCUCAAGUUCAUCUUCUUUUGUGCAUAUUGAUUUCAGAAUCAGUUCAGAAUAAGCAAUCUUUGAUCUUUCAGAUCAUAAUUACACAUCAAAUAUGGAAUCACAUAGUUACUUGAGUAUUUAAAACAUAUUACCAAGAGUAUUUCUAUAAAGUAAACAGACGCAGGGGGAUUAAACAUGUAAA